UAUUUUAAAGCAUAUAAAAAAUUUAAAAAUUUUCAGAAAUUUUUUUUUUCGAUUAUAUAAAUCAAUUGCAAAAAAAAAAAAAAAAAAUUCACUGUUUUGGACAGCCGGCUGGACGACCGGCCGGACGUCCCGUUCCCUCAAAUGCCCCCUCUGCAACAAACAUAAUGCUUUGACAUAUAGACAGAGCUUCUGGCAGAGUUUUGAAAAAUUAAUUCCAAAACUACUAUUUUCAGAGCACAAACAAACAGAGCCUUAAUUUGUUGCCAUCUUACUCUUUGCAUUUUUAAGUUUACAACGUAAUUUCUUGACAAUAUUUUUAAAAUUAGACCGGUAAGUUUAACUCGUAAACUCGUUGACCGGUCUAGUAAUUGGUUGAGAUAAACUAAAUAAUUCAAAAUAAAAAUAAAAAUAAAUAAAUAAAUAAAUAAGGGAAGCUGGCAUAUUUCUAAAGAACCGUCAAGAGCCGCAAUAAAACAGGCUACCAUUCAAACUAAUUACCAGUUUAGGAAAAUUGGCCAAAUCGCUUCCCCUCUAAAGAUUGUUCACUUUUCUCUUGUUUUAUUGUCAACUUAUUCAUACAUUUUUAAACUUACAAUUUGACUUCCUGUUCUUGGAUCCAACAAUGGAAAAACCACGAAGACAGUUCCCUUGGCCCCCAAUUAACGAGCUGAUUCAAGUAAUUUAAGUUCACAAUAUAAACUAAUCGGCUCAAGACCGGCCGUACAAGUCAAGUAUACUAACUAAACAAUGAUAGAGGAGCGCACAAUGUCUAUUGCAAGAAAUGAGUAUAACAUUCAAUAGCACCCAUUGAUCCAAAUGGAGCUAGAAAGAGGGAGACAUAAAACAAAAAUGAAAUUCAACUUCAUUGAAAAAUGCGACUCUAUAACCACAUGCAUCUCAUUGCACUGUUUCCAAACCAAAAAAGGGUGGCUGGUGGAAGUCUCCGGAGAGGGGAGAAUGGCCAGCAGUGGUCGUGGGAGAGAGGUUGGUAAGAGGAGAGCUCAGAGAAAGAAUGAAAACUGAAAGAAAAAUAUACGAGCAAUCAUAUUACCUGAUCACUACAGGAAAAAAGAGUUUAGGCGACGUUUGUUUAGCGACGUUUUUUUAAACGUCACUUUUUUUUAAUAUUUAACGACGUUUUACAAAACGUCGCAUAUUUGCUUAAUAAAACGUUACCGUUUUGUAAUAGGAGGCGUUGAAAAACGCCUCCAAAUGCGUUGUGAUUCACGCGCAUGGUCUCCCCCCUUUUCAAACCCUAAUUUUGAAUCUGAGACUCACCGAAGACCCAGAUCUCGAGCGCGCUCUCUCGCUCUCUCUAAAUCUCAGAGCGAUUUUGAAGCUCCACCGUUUAUUCAUUCUGAGAGCGAGGUAGCGAGCACCAACGAAGGUGAGCUCCACUGUCUCUCUUUCUCUCUCUCUCAACCCUCUCUAAACCCUUAUCAGAGCGAUUCCGAGAUUCAUCUCAGAGAUUUAGAGAUUCAACUCAGAGAUUUAGAGAUUCAAAGUGAUUUCAUCUCAGUGAUUUCAUCGCAGAGCGUCAAAGAUUCAGAUCAGUCUCCACCAUCUGCACCAUCAUCUGCACCAUCGUCUACUAAGUUGCAGAGAGAUGGAGUCCCAAUCCCUCAAGCUUCGCAACAUUUUGGAGUUUCACAAUCUCCCAAUCUCGCCGACUCAUCGGUUCUCACUCCUUGUUCACCCAUGUGAACUCACUUCUCUCCCAUCACUCUUCUCAUCAUCGUCGAAUCCUUCUCACACUCGAAUUCUUCACCAAUUUAGUCGAAUCCUUCUCUCCAAGUUUUCAUAUAUUUCAGUUUUAAUUUUUCUGUUUUCUUUCACAAGGGUUGUUAAAACAAUUCAUUUGAGUCUAAUUUUGAUAUCUGUGAGCAUCUGCUGUGUGACUAGUAAGCUUUCGAAGGAGUGCCAGAGGAAGCUAUUUCUACAUAUAAAUUUUGUAGAAACAUUUAUAUGUAAACCCAUUGAAACAUUUUGAAUAGUUAGCUUUUUUCCCAAGAAAAAGCCACCGGAUUCACACGGUGUGAAACCACACCUAUUUAAACCCACUGAACUGUUAAAAGAAAAGCCACACUCACAAUUGUAAGAAAUUUCACAUUUUUCGUUGUCUUUAUUUCCUUCAUUUUCAGGGGGUUUGCUGUCAAGACCGACCUUUCAACCAUUCAAAGUUCUCUUUUUUGUUCUCAUGUAA
Messenger RNA from Camellia sinensis, 2203 nucleotides. The record is from RefSeq and is a predicted model, not a curated record. Lineage: Eukaryota; Viridiplantae; Streptophyta; Magnoliopsida; Ericales; Theaceae.